This is a messenger RNA of Aspergillus tanneri, 978 nucleotides long. RefSeq names its product uroporphyrinogen-III synthase HEM4. Gene Ontology annotation, molecular function: uroporphyrinogen-III synthase activity. Lineage: Eukaryota; Fungi; Ascomycota; Eurotiomycetes; Eurotiales; Aspergillaceae. The transcript has 2 exons. The coding region runs from base 1 to 978 and encodes 325 amino acids. Gene Ontology annotation, biological process: uroporphyrinogen III biosynthetic process. The record is from RefSeq and is a predicted model, not a curated record.
AUGCCGCCAUCUUUUUCCUUUCCCUCGUCUUCCACGACCCCAAUUCUCCUCCUCAAAACCAAGUCCACCCCAGCAGACGGCUACAAUGAAUUCUUCUCCACCCACAACUACAACCCCGCCUUCAUCCCGGUCCUAGAGCACCACUUCCACGACCAGAACCUCCAAACCGUCCGCCACCUAUUCAAGUCAGGGGCAUUAAACCCCGGUCCUGGCCGGAAAUAUGGCGGAUUGAUCUUCACUAGUCAACGCGCAGUCGAGGGAUUUGCAAAAUUACUAGAUUCUCUUGACGAAUCAAUCUCCCAUUCCGCCUCUCAAGAUCUUAUUCUAUACACCGUCGGACCAGCUACCUCUCGCUCUUUGACUACCCUUCGCGAUACUCAUCUCCGGGGGGCAAGUAUCCACGGCUCUGAUUGCGGAAAUGGCGAAUCUCUAGCACGGUAUAUCCUCACCCAUUACAACCGUCACUACAGUACCACAUCGGCAGAAGCAUUAGAAGAAGAAAAAGAAGAAAAAGUUACUACAUACAAAAAGCCGCCGCCACCACUACUCUUCCUAGUCGGCGAACAACGCCGCGACAUUAUCUCGAAGACACUAAUGGGCGCGGAUCCCCCGCAACGCAUCGCGGUCGACGAAUUAGUGGUGUACGAGACGGGAGUGAUGGAGUCAUUCGAAGAGGAAUUCGGGGCUGCGAUGCGCAGCGCAAAGGAGUAUCUUACUGUCGAUACGGACCGGGUGGUUUGGGUGGUGGUGUUUUCGCCGACCGGGUGUGAGGCAAUGUUAAAGGUUUUAGGAGCUACUAGCGAUGAUACUGAUGGGAAUAGGAGGAUGGAGAGGGUGUUUGUUGCGACGAUUGGACCGACGACGAGAGAACAUCUUCGGAAUCAAUUUGGGUUUGUGCCUGAGGUUUGUGCGGAGAAACCGAGUCCGGAGGGCGUGGGGUUAGGUAUUGAGAUGUUUAUGGAGAGAGCUGGGUUGUGA